This is a messenger RNA of Erythranthe guttata (spotted monkey flower), 1380 nucleotides long. Lineage: Eukaryota; Viridiplantae; Streptophyta; Magnoliopsida; Lamiales; Phrymaceae. The record is from RefSeq and is a predicted model, not a curated record.
UUGAUAUACAUCUAAAAUAAUAGCCUCGAAAUGAAAUUACUACACUCGAGUCUACCGUAUACAGUACACACACUAACUCCCAUUCGAAAACACGCACAAAAGAUGAUGGGAAGAUGCUGUUCGUCGAUCCCGUCGGCAAAUCCGAGCGAAACGAAGUCGUUUCAGACCAUAAAAGGAUUGCAAAACCUCGCUGAAUCUCGCCGAUUCAAGGCAUGGUUCUUGGAUCAGUUUGGAGUCCUACAUGACGGGAAGCAGCCAUACCCAGGUGCCGUCACUACAUUAGAAAAGCUGGCGAAUUGUGGUGCAAAGAUGGUGGUCAUAAGUAAUUCCUCGAGGCGUGCAUCAACAACCAUCGAGAAGUUGGGUAGCCUUGGGUUUAAUCCGUCUCUCUUUUUGGGAGCCAUUACCAGUGGGGAGUUAACUCACCAGUACCUUCUGAGGAGAGACGAUCCAUGGUUUGCUGGACUAGGAAGCUCCUGCAUUCACAUGACCUGGAGUGAUCGGGGUGCUAUAUCUCUUGAGGGCUUAGGGCUCCAAGUAGUCGAUAAUGUCAAAGAAGCAGAGUUUAUUCUGGCUCAUGGUACUGAAGCCUUGGGGCGUUCAUCUGGAGAUGCACUUCCGAUGAAACUCGAGGAACUUAACAAAAUCUUGGAGCAGUGUGCUGUUAAAAAGAUUCCUAUGGUUGUAGCAAAUCCAGAUUUUGUUACCGUUGAGGCUAGAGCUCUACGGGUGAUGCCUGGAACACUGGCAGCUACAUACGAGAAGCUUGGUGGGGAAGUGAAGUGGAUGGGCAAGCCCGGUGAGAUCAUAUAUAAAUCAGCCAUGGAAAUGGUUGGUGUAGAUGCUGCUGACUGUAUUGCUGUUGGAGACUCGCUACAUCACGAUAUAAAAGGCGCAAAUACAGCUGGAAUAUCUUCGGCUUUCGUAACCUGUGGGAUCCAUGCAAGUGAACUUGGAUUGGAUAAAUUUGGAGAAAGUGCAACAGAUUCUUCGGUUAAUUCUCUUGCCACGAAAUACGAUGCUUAUCCUACAUAUGUGCUUCGUUCAUUCACAUGGUAACAUCCGUAAUAUCGUGGUAAGAGCAUUUUGGCUUUCCCAGAUUUCGAAGAACUUUUAGUUUUUACGUCAACGAUCUGUUUUUAUCGGUAUCGAUUCACGUUUUAUUUUAAUACGCCGAAUGGCUUUCCUCUGUGUGGAAUCUUGCAGGUCCACCUCAUUUUUUUUAGUUCAAGAGCACAUUGACUCCGUUUUUUGUUGUUCACGAUAUUCUUGCACCAUUUCAUGCACUUGAGCUACUUGUAAUUCACCGAUGAUUUAAGAUAUUUAUGAGGAUAAAUUAAAACUACUCUUCUCUCCACGGGAGGUGUAAUUAUAGUUUGA